Messenger RNA from Pseudogymnoascus destructans, 549 nucleotides. RefSeq names its product Sigma-adaptin 3A (gene APS3). The record is from RefSeq and is a predicted model, not a curated record. Gene Ontology annotation, cellular component: intracellular membrane-bounded organelle. Bases 1 to 549 code for a protein of 182 amino acids. Lineage: Eukaryota; Fungi; Ascomycota; Leotiomycetes; Thelebolales; Thelebolaceae. The transcript has 2 exons. Gene Ontology annotation, biological process: vesicle-mediated transport; protein transport.
AUGAUUAACGCCGUUCUUGUCUUCAACAACGCUGGGCAGCCGAGGCUGACGAAGUUCUACACCCAACUGGAAACAAGUGUACAACAGAGGCUGAUCUCCGAAAUAUUCACGCUGGUCUCAAAUCGCUCGCCUGGGUCCUGCAACUUUCUGCCACUGCCACCCCUCCUCUCCUCUCAGUCCACUCCGUCUCAUGCGGCUUCCACAACACCAUCAAAUGACGUGCCGUCACUCGUAACAUACCGGCACUAUGCGACACUCUAUUUUAUCAUUAUAUCCACAUCGACCGAGUCGCCUUUAGCACUAAUCGACCUUAUCCAGGUUUAUGUCGAGGCUUUGGACAGGCUAUUUGAGAACGUCUGCGAGCUAGAUCUUAUCUUCAACUUCGAAACUCUACACGCAACACUGAGCGAGAUUAUCGUCGGGGGGGUAGUGGUGGAAACGGGGCUGGAUAAGGUCGUCGAAGGGGUGAGGAGUCAAGGGAAGAUCCCAAGGCGGCCGGUAAAUGAAGGUGGCCUGGGAGGCGGGUUCUCGUCAUGGACAGGCAGGUGA